Messenger RNA from Fomitopsis serialis, 2412 nucleotides. RefSeq names its product aconitate hydratase. Bases 1 to 2412 code for a protein of 803 amino acids. The record is from RefSeq and is a predicted model, not a curated record. NCBI's taxonomy places the organism in Eukaryota, Fungi, Basidiomycota, Agaricomycetes, Polyporales, Fomitopsidaceae. The transcript has 15 exons. Gene Ontology annotation, biological process: tricarboxylic acid cycle. Gene Ontology annotation, cellular component: cytosol; mitochondrion. Gene Ontology annotation, molecular function: 4 iron, 4 sulfur cluster binding; aconitate hydratase activity.
AUGGGCAUCGCUCCAGCUGUGAGGAGGUACGCGACUUCCAGCUUGCGGGCCCCCCACCGGGGGCUUGCUACCCACACAGGCCUGCCGGAACGCGACUGUUCCUCCAUCACACCCCCAUAUGCGCGGUUACUGCAAAAACUGGCAGAUGUUCGCGAACUAUUGGGAAACAGGCCUCUUACUCUUGCGGAGAAGAUUCUGUACAGUCACAUAUCAGAUCCCAAGAAGAGUCUGACGGACGGGAAGCUCAAGCGUGGAGAGACCUACCUCCAGCUGAGUCCAGAGCGGGUCGCAAUGCAGGAUGCUUCAGCCCAACUUCAGUUCAUGAGUGCUGGUAUGACCAAGUGUGCUGUACCGACAAGCAUACAUUGCGACCACCUCAUCCAGGCGGUGAAUGGUGCAGAAGCUGACUUAAAGCGUUCCAUUGCAUCGAACCAAGAAGUCUUCGAUUUCUUGGAGAGUGCAGCGCGCAAGUAUGGCAUCGAGUUUUGGAAGCCCGGCUCAGGCAUCAUCCAUCAAAUCGUGUUGGAGAACUACGCUGCACCGGGAAUGCUCAUGCUCGGGACAGACUCGCACACGCCUAAUGCUGGCGGCCUGGGCAUGCUUGCCAUCGGUGUCGGAGGCGCGGACGCCGUAGAUGCUAUGACCGGCACACCAUGGGAGUUGAAGGCACCUCAGAUCGUGGGCAUUCACUUGACUGGCAGCCUGUCUGGAUGGGCAACUCCCAAAGACCUCAUCUUGCACCUGGCCGGCAAGCUUACCGUCAGGGGUGGGACGGGUCGUAUUCUGGAGUACUUCGGCCCCGGCGUCUUCAAUCAGUCAUGUACAGGUCUGGCCACGGUUGCAAACAUGGGCGCUGAGGUAGGCGCAACGACCUCUACCUUCCCCUACACGCCGAAUAUGCGCUCGUACCUCACCGCGACUGGUCGUGCUCCUGUCGCGCGUGCGGCAGACGAGGCCGCCUCUAAGGGUUUCCUAUCCGCGGAUGAGGGUGCUGAGUACGAUGAGGUCAUCGAAGUUAACUUGUCUGAACUGGAACCCACUAUCAAUGGACCCUUCACACCGGAUUUGGCCACUCCUCUUUCCAAGUUUAGCGACUUUAUCAAGGAGCAAGGUUGGAAGGACGAGCUAUCUGCGGGACUGAUUGGAUCGUGUACGAACAGCUCGUACGAGGACAUGACCAGCGUGGCUGACUUGGCAAGGCAAGCAAAGGCGGCAGGACUCAAAGUGAAGGUUCCCUUCCUCUGCACUCCUGGUUCUGAGCAGAUCCGCGCGACGAUAGAACGCGACGAGGUCACGGGCGCCCUACAGGAUGUCGGUGCGACUGUUCUGGCCAACGCCUGCGGUCCGUGCAUUGGACAGUGGAAGCGGGAUGACAAGAAGGACGAGGAGAAUGCCAUUUUGACGUCCUUUAACCGGAACUUCAAGUCUCGCAAUGACGGGAACCGGCUAACGAUGAACUUCCUCGCCUCCCCGACACUGGUAACCGCUUUCUCCUUCGCCGGAAAGCUCUCCUUCAAUCCAAUGACCGACACAAUCUCCACUCUCUCCGGGGCUCCCUUCAAGUUCACCCCACCUAAGGGCCAGGACCUACCCACAGCAGGCUUUACGCCCGGCGAGACCAGCUUCUACCCGAAGCCCACUCCUGAGCCGCAGCCCGAGACGGAGGUCAUCAUUCAUCCCGACUCACAGCGGCUGGAGGUGCUGGAGCCGUUUUCGAGCCACUUCGGCGAGGGCAGCGGGAACUUGAGAGGGCUGGAACUUCCGCCGUUGAAGGUGUUGAUGAGGGUUAGGGGAAAGUGCACGACGGAUCAUAUUUCUGCUGCGGCUGAUAUUGCAAUGAAAGGGCCCGUGGCUAAGUACAAGGGACAUCUGACUAACAUAUCCGAAAACCUCUUGAUCACUGCUGCUAACGACGAAGGUGGCGACGUGAACGUUGCCUUCGACCACGAACACGAGUCCUCUCGAUCCGAAACUGAUACCAUUCCCAAUGUUGCGAAACGCUUCAAGGCGCGUAAGCAGCCUUGGGCCCUAGUAGUUGACGAUAACUACGGUGAAGGUAGUGCUCGCGAGCACGCUGCGCUGCAACCUCGGUUCUACGGAUGCGCUAUGAUUGUUGCGCGGUCAUUUGCACGAAUUCACGAGACCAACCUCAAAAAACAAGGCAUCCUGCCUCUGUGGUUUGCCGAUAAGGCAGACUAUGCACGCAUAGGGUCUGGAGACGUCGUGGAGACGCUCGGCCUUGCUGACCUACUGAACGGCGUUCCCGAUGCUAUCAUCAAGCUGAAGGUGACCCGACGAAACGGAGAUAUCUUCGAGGUACCAACGAAGCACACAAUGUCCAGUGAUCAGCUGAAGUGGUUGCGGGCUGGUUCAGCGCUGAAUCACAUCCGCUCGCAAGUGCAGUCUUCAUAG